Molecule: messenger RNA, 495 nt
Organism: Darwinula stevensoni
Lineage: Eukaryota; Metazoa; Arthropoda; Ostracoda; Podocopida; Darwinulidae
Source: the annotation of a GenBank genome assembly
AUGUUUCAGGCAGGUGGAAAUUCGGAUGAAGGUCUCUUCGACUACCUCCACAUGGAGCUGGUGUCCACGCUGCUGCAGCCGGAGCGGAACCCAGGCAUUCACCUGAGCAUUUCCACCAUGGAGCACCUGGGCUUCUCGAGCGGCUACCGCCUGGUGGAGCGCCUCACCCGCGAGUGGCCCCGCUUCAAGGACGAGCUCGACUCCAUGAAAUUCAUCUGCAAGGAGUUCUGGACGGCAGUGUUCCGCAAGCAGGUGGACAACCUGCGAACCAACCGCCAGGGCGUCUACGUCCUGCAGGACAACCGCUUCCGGCACCUCGCCAAGGUGUCCACGUCUGGCCAGUACAUGGAAGCGGCACCCAAGCUGGUCGUGUUUACGUGCGGCCUGGUGCGCGGCGCCCUGGCAAAUCUGGGCAUCGUUUCUGUGGUGACAGCUGAGGUUUCAGCCAUGCCCAUCUGCAAGUUCCAGGUCCAGAUCCAACGUGCCAGUGCCUGA